AUGUUCGAAGCGAGGAAUGUUCUUAACCAGAUUCAUGCCAUCAACCCUACUAAGAGUGUGAUUAGACAGAUUUAUCUUCAGCUGUUACAAGACCAACCUAGAGUUCCAUGGAAAUGUUUCAUGUACCGGAAUGAUGCAAGGCCAAAAUCCAGGUUUACCACCUGGUUGCAGCUACAAGGGAGACUAUUGACGACUGAUAGACUACUAAAAUGGGGGAUAGAUGUGAACUCUAAAUGUUGCCUAUGCCAACUAUAUGAUGAAUCAAGAGAGCACCUAUUCGUGCAGUGCCAACUCUCCAGGAAUAUGUGGGACAGAGCCUUAAAUUGGAUGCAAAGUCAGCCUUACAAUGCUAGUACGUGGGAACAACACUUGAACUGGGCUAUUAGCCGAGCAAAAGGAAAGUCUCAAACAGCUCAGAUAUUCAAAAUGUUGUACACAGAAAUCACUCAUGCCCUAUGUAUUGAAAGAAACUUGAGAAUAUUUGAGAAGAAAAGCAGACCAUGGGAAACCAUUAUGAAGGAAAUCAUCUACGUUAUUUGUGUCCGAGCUCCUCCUAGGAUUCAGAAUAUAGUUCAUAGUCUUAUAUUCUAG
Lycium barbarum (goji berry) is the source of this 591-nucleotide messenger RNA. RefSeq lists its product as uncharacterized. The record is from RefSeq and is a predicted model, not a curated record. The transcript has a single exon. Lineage: Eukaryota; Viridiplantae; Streptophyta; Magnoliopsida; Solanales; Solanaceae. Bases 1 to 591 code for a protein of 196 amino acids.